AUGGCUUCUGCGCGUGAGGAGUUCGUUUACAUGGCCAAGCUCGCGGAGCAAGCGGAGAGGUACGAAGAGAUGGUGGAGUUCAUGGAGAAAGUCUCCGCCGCCGUCGACGGCGACGAGCUCACCGUGGAGGAGCGAAACCUACUCUCCGUCGCUUACAAAAACGUGAUCGGCGCUCGUCGUGCCUCGUGGCGUAUCAUCUCGUCGAUCGAGCAGAAGGAAGAGAGCCGCGGCAACGACGACCACGUGGCGGCGAUCAAAGAGUACAGGUCUAAGAUCGAGACGGAGCUCUCCGGAAUCUGCGACGGAAUCCUCAAAUUGCUCGACUCCAGACUCGUCCCCGCCGCUGCUUCCGGCGACUCCAAGGUCUUCUACCUGAAAAUGAAGGGCGAUUACCACAGGUACUUGGCCGAAUUCACGACUGGUCAGGAGAGGAAAGACGCCGCCGAACACACUCUCUCCGCCUACAAAUCUGCGCAGGAUAUUGCGAAUGCAGAGCUCGCUCCAACACACCCAAUCCGUCUGGGUUUGGCAUUGAACUUCUCUGUGUUCUAUUACGAGAUCCUCAAUUCUCCUGAUCGUGCUUGCAACCUCGCCAAACAGGCUUUCGAUGAAGCGAUUGCGGAACUGGACACUCUUGGUGAAGAGUCGUACAAAGAUAGCACCUUGAUCAUGCAGCUUCUCCGUGACAACCUUACUCUCUGGACAUCUGACAUGCAGGAUGAUGCUGCGGAGGAGAUCAAGGAAGCAGCAGCUCCAAAGCCGACUGAGGAACAGCAGUAA
Molecule: messenger RNA, 780 nt
Organism: Microthlaspi erraticum
Lineage: Eukaryota; Viridiplantae; Streptophyta; Magnoliopsida; Brassicales; Brassicaceae
Source: the annotation of a GenBank genome assembly